Molecule: messenger RNA, 3505 nt
Organism: Paramisgurnus dabryanus
Lineage: Eukaryota; Metazoa; Chordata; Actinopteri; Cypriniformes; Cobitidae
Gene: slc2a2
Product: solute carrier family 2 member 2
Biological process (GO): dehydroascorbic acid transport
Cellular component (GO): brush border; plasma membrane
Molecular function (GO): D-glucose transmembrane transporter activity
Source: RefSeq, a predicted model, not a curated record
GAAAAUGUUUUUUCCUAAAGCACCAUAUAACCACUACACCGAUACAUGGCUAUCAGCAUGAUCAGGAAUCAUUUGGCAUGAGUUCCCUUCACUAAAGCACAAAUGUGCGGCAUGAUCCCGCAGUGACAGGAUUGAUCAUUUACUGGCUAUUGGGAAAGCAGCCGAGAAGCUUAGCCUGCUAUUAACACGCAGGAGUCGUUCUUCUUCCCGCUUUGAACAAAAUGGAGAAGCAGUUAACGGGAACACUCGCUCUGGCUGUGUUCACGGCAGCACUUGGCUCUCUGCAGAUAGGAUACAGUUUGGGAGUCAUCAAUGCACCUCAGAAGAUCAUCGAAAGGCACUAUGCCAGAUCUCUCGGUGUCUAUAAUGAAGAACUCACUCGUAAUGAGAGAGGCAACGAUACGGCACAUGAAGAUCAAACACAUCCUUCUGUGGUCAUGUACUGGUCUUUGUCAGUGGCUGUGUUCGCCGUUGGAGGGGUAUUGUCCUCCUUUCUGGUGGGCUUUGUUGGCGACUUUCGUGGAAGGAUCAAAGGGAUGUUGGCUAUAAACCUCCUGGCCAUAUCGGCAGGGUUGCUCAUGGGUCUGGCGCAGAUGGGCACACCUCACCUCAUGGUGAUAGCAGGACGUGCUAUCAUGGGACUUUACUGUGGAUUGACAUCUGGCUUGGUGCCCAUGUACAUUGGCGAGAUUUCCCCAGUGAAGUACCGAGGGGCUUUGGGAACACUUCAUCAGCUGGCUCUUGUAACUGGCAUCCUUCUUAGCCAAGUCAUUGGUUUAGAGUUUCUGCUGGGAAAUGAUGACAUGUGGCCUCUGUUGCUGGGUCUGUCUGGCGCUCCCGCCAUCUUGCAAAGUUUACUGUUGCUUCUGUGUCCAGAGAGUCCUCGCUACCUCUACAUCAAACUAGGCAAAACAGAAGAAGCAUGCAAGAGUCUGAAAAGGUUAAAAGGAGAUUGUGACACAUCAAGGGACAUCGCCGAGAUGCAGGCAGAGAAGGAAGAAGCCAUGAAAGAAGCCAAAAUGUCAAUUCUGAGGCUCCUUCGUUCCUCUGUGUAUCGCAAGCAGCUCUUUGUGGCCUUGAUGAUGCAUUUAUCACAGCAAUUCUCAGGGAUUAAUGCUAUCUUUUAUUACUCCACUGCGAUCUUCCAGACAGCGGGCGUUGGGCAGCCUGUGUAUGCCACCAUUGGAGUGGGAGUUAUAAACAUCAUUUUCACCCUUGUGUCGGUGGCUUUGGUGGACAGGGCGGGCAGGCGGACUCUCACUCUAAUUGGUUUGGCAGGAAUGUGUUGCUGUGCUGUGGCCAUGACGGUGGGCAUGGCUUUUCAGGAUGUUUACCCAUGGAUGAGCUAUCUCAGUAUGACAGCCAUUUUCCUUUUCGUAUCAUUCUUCGAGAUCGGGCCAGGACCGAUCCCAUGGUUCAUUGUGGCUGAACUCUUCAGUCAGGGGCCACGUCCAGCGGCUAUCGCAUUAGCUGGGUGCUGCAACUGGACUAGCAAUUUUAUUAUUGGCAUGUUCUUUCCUUAUUUAGAGAGCCUUUGUGGGAGCUAUGUCUUCAUAAUUUUUGCAGUACUCCUGUUUGGAUUCACUAUUUUUACCUACUUACGAGUACCUGAAACAAAGGGGAAGACUUUUGAGGAAAUAGCAGCAGGCUUCCGAGGCAAGCGAGGUGCUUCUCCCUCUAAAGCCCUUGCUGAGACUGAAAUGGAGCAGCUCAAGAGCUCCACAGAGGCUUAAAGAUUCAAUGGAAACUGUGGAAUGAGGAACGUUACUGCUUUCACAGAACUUAUCUGCUGUAUGGAGCCUUACCAUUACUUGUAAAGAAAUAACAUGAUGUUCUGUAGUAAACUCAAUAGCAUAAUCAUGAAGUGAGCAACAUACACUGUGGACUUUGACUUUUGGGCAUCUGAUAUUGAUAUUAUGGAGACUUAAAACAUUUUUUUUAUAUUUCCAAAGUUAUAAAGUGUAUUGUUCAAUUUUUUAAUGUUGAUAUAAUACAAGCCACUUUUGAAGGAAAGUGACAUCUUCAAAUAGUUUCACUUGAAGUUAAAUCUGAAAGAUAUUUUUCUAUGUUGAGAUGUUGACUUACCAGAAUUACGGUUUGUUUAAUUUUAUGUUUAUCUUUCUGAAGCAUGAUACUUCAGAAAACAACAUCUUAUGAUGCCAAAAUAUAUUGAUUCAUUUGAAUCUAAAAUAGAGUUCUAGUUAAAAAAUCCCAUAACAUCAAAUAUUAAAGUCUGUCCUUAGCAAACUUCUGAAUUGCUUGUAAAGACCAACCAAGAAUUGGUUGGGAUGAUCAGUAAAUUAUUCACUCUCUGGAUUUUGUCACAGCUUUGAUUCAUAGAACCGAUGGUGGAGUUUAUUUAAGAUUUAUUUAAGGAUCACUCGUAAUCAUAAGGGAACCCCUUUUAGUGCUUUUUUACACCAUUUUGUAUAAAAAUGGUAUAUGACUAAUAGCCAGGAAAUAAUAAUAAAUAAAAGGUUAAAUAAAUGUAUUUGUUACAGCGUAGUUUCAUAAAAGUAAAAUUAGUUUUUUAUGACCUAAAACUUUGUUGUAAAAAUGACCUUUUUUAUAGAAACCAGAAGAUUUUCUGAUAAAGAGGAAUAGCUUUGCAAAUCAUGAAUAGCACACAUUACACAAAUUUCAUUGUAAGAGAUAGGCAAGGGUUACAGUAAGUGAUUAAUAACUUGCUGUAUAUCUUGGCACGUCCCACUUAUACAGCUAUCUUAUAGCUUUACAACAAUUUUACAGUUUUGUAAUAGUGAUAUGGGGCGACACAGUGGCUGUGUAGGUAGCACUAUUGCCUCACAACAACAACAUGUCCCCAGUUUGAACCAUUGCUGAGUCAGGAGGUCUUUCUGUGUGGAGUUCUCUCUGUGCCAGUAUGGGUUUACUCUGGGUAGCCCAGUCUAAAGGCAUGCAGGUUCGGUUAUCUGGAGAUGCCAAAUUGCCUUUCCUGCAACGUGUUUAUAGAUCAACUUGUGUACAGAUUGAAUAGCCCUUGCUAUGAAUAUAGCCAUUAAAACUGGAAUAACAUAACUGCAUAAAUGUUUAUUUUGUAUGAACUAUUCAUUUAACUACAUGAUGUGUUUGUGCCACAUUGUAUUCACAUACUUGUUUCUAUAACAUCAAAUGUACAUAAAACAUUAGAUCAAUUUUGACAGUGAAGGCACAAUCACUGAGAAAAAAUGAUUUAUUAGCUAAUUUAAGGGGUAUGGACAGCUGAUAUCUCUCUCUUUAUACUGAUAAAGUUGUCUUUUUUCCUUAUCAAAUAAUUUUAAACCAAAACUUUUUCCCAAAUGUUAUAGUUUAUAUAGAUAUAAUGAUAUAGAGUAAAUAUCAUUAAAUAAAACAAGCAUGCCUUUUCAAAACAACAACAUUAAUCUAUCCUUUGGAAUCUGUUGCUAUUGUCAUUCCUAUAUUAAAGCUUUACAUCAUGUCACCUUGAUGAGCAUGUACUUGAAAAAUGUAUUGCAAAUAUGCUAAUAAAUUAUUACUUUUACAUCAA